ACAUACAGAUAACACAACACAACGUAGAAUUUGAUUAUCAUAACACGAAAGAGUACUAUAGGCCUUUUACCGGUCUGGUGUUCCAUAGGUUGAUGUCUACAUAUUGUAAGCAAGCUCCGUCGAUGAUUCAUCCACACAUGUCCAGCCAGAAAAGAAAAGCGUCAACGUUCUGAAACAUAAUGUCAUCUAAAGGAUUGAUUGAGCGCCUUGCAAAUGGCGGACAAGUCCUCAUUGCGGAAGGUUAUCUGAUAGAAUUGGAAAGAAGAGGUUAUCUGCAGUCGGGAGGAUUUAUACCGGAAGUAGUUUUAGAACAUCCGGAGAUUGUCCGAGGACUACAUCGAGAGUUUGUACAUGCUGGCACCGAUGUGGUAGAAGCAUUUACAUACUACGGUCAUAGGGAGAAACUGCGAACAAUUGGACGUGAGGAUGACUUAGAGAGACUCAAUAGGACUGCUCUUAAAAUGGCUAGAGAAGUGGCAGACGAGGCUGGAGCUUUGAUGGCUGGCAAUAUUUGCAACUCCAACCUAUAUGACAAAGACAAUCGUGACGGAGAUGAGAAAAUAAGGGCAAUGUUCAAGGAGCAAGUGGAGUGGGCAGUGGAGGAAGGGGCCGACUACAUCAUAGCUGAGACAAUAAGUAACUACGGAGAGGCUAAACUAGCGCUAGAGGCAAUCCAAAAAUACGGAAAAGGUGUCCCAGCUGUGAUAACUAUGGCAAUUUAUGUACCGGAUAAGACGAUGGAUGGACUACCGAUAGCCGAGGCAUGUCGUAAACUGGAGGAGGAGGGAGCGGCCGUGGUGGGUCUAAACUGUGGGCGUGGCCCCAGGACAAUGUUACCUACAAUCAGAGAUAUAAGGAAAGUAUGCAAGGGACCAAUAGCUGCUCUUCCUGUGACAUUCCGGACGACAGAUAAGUGUCGCACAUGGCUCUCCCUUAAAGAUCCGGAUACUGGAAAUGACGUGUAUCCGGCAAACGUAUCAUGUGUUAUGUGUAGUCGGGAUGACAUCAGACAAUUUGCAGAGGAAGCGAAGGCGAUUGGUGUAAAUUACAUCGGGCUUUGCUGCGGAAAUGCACCAUUCUUCUUCCGGGAGGUAGCGGAAGUGUAUGGUCGGAAACCUGAUGCGUGCAAAUAUGCACCAGAUGUAUCUGCUAAUUCGGCUGUAGGCAAACAAACAGAUCAUUCGCAAAAAAUGAAAGAUAUAUCGAGAGUUGACAAUGUUUAAGGUUCGAUAUGCAUUUAUUAGAUCAUCUUAAAUGUUUAUUAUUAUCUAUUUUGAAUUGCUACUUUCACACCUUUCACCGUUACUGCUCAAGAAAGUAGCGGCAUAGAUAUUUCUAGGAAAUUAUCUCAACAAACUCACUACUACAGCAUACAUUUAUUUCAGAGUAACAGUGAUUCCCGAUAAAAAGUCUUGUUGAGAGACUUGAAAAAAAAAAGAAUAAAAAGAAAGAAAAAGAAACAAGUGAAAAGCUGGUAGACUGAAUGUCUCUAAACAUAUAUUAUGCAUUUGUGACAAUUUUUAUGAUUCAGUGUACUUAUAACGUAUUUUAAUGCAAAAGAAUACUGUUUUUAUUCUGUUGUGCUUAAAAGGUAUAAAUAUUUACAAAUACUUCACAUACUAUCAUUACAUGUUCAAAUAUGGUUUGUAAUUGUUUUAUCUAAAUACAAAUAUUCACUUUAUAAUAAAACUAUUAUACAUCC
Messenger RNA from Pecten maximus, 1702 nucleotides. Its product is annotated as betaine--homocysteine S-methyltransferase 1-like. Bases 180 to 1223 code for a protein of 347 amino acids. The transcript has 7 exons. Gene Ontology annotation, molecular function: zinc ion binding; methyltransferase activity. The record is from RefSeq and is a predicted model, not a curated record. Lineage: Eukaryota; Metazoa; Mollusca; Bivalvia; Pectinida; Pectinidae.